GCCGUGGCAAUAAAAGCCCUCCUCAGGCAGAUAACUUUUUCUUCUGGUUUAGUUUGGACAACAAAGCUGAGUGAAAAUGCCACCAUGGUGACGAAGUGCUCCCAUGCAAUGAAGUCCUUCCCUCGCGACCUUUUCUUCUUCCCGUUAUGCAAUGUUUUCCUGCUGUGUGUACCAGCGGGGUGGACAGGCCUAUUUCUCUCCCCUGUCUUGGGACAGGCUGUGUGUAUGCCUCAGUUUGAGAAGAACACGGUACACAUGAAGGACCCGGAGAGGGUGGAGCAGAUCAUCUGUAGCAUGAUCAAAGGAGGAGCAUCCAAACUACAGAUCAUCACAGAUUUUGACAUGACGUUAAGCAAAUUUGCCGUCAACGGAAAACGCUGCCCGACAUGUCACAAUAUUAUUGAUAACUGUAAGCUAGUGACGGAAGACUGCAGAGAGAAGCUUCUACAGCUGAAGAAUAAAUACUAUCCCAUUGAGAUCGACCCCCAGCUCACGAUGGAGGAGAAGUACCCCUUCAUGGUGGAAUGGUACUUUAAGUCCCACACGUUAUUGGUGGAGCAGAGGCUGCAGAAGGACAAACUGCCCGAUAUUGUGCGAGAGUCAGACUCAGCCCUCAGGGAGGGCUACGAGCACUUCUUCGACCGCCUCCACCAGCACAGUGUGCCCGUGUUCAUCUUCUCCGCAGGUCUGGGGGACGUGUUGGAGGAGAUCAUCAGACAGGCUGGGGUCUACCUCCCCAACGUCAAGGUGGUCUCCAACUUCAUGGACUUUGACGACAACGGCAUCCUGAAAGGCUUCAAGGGAGAACUGAUCCACGUGUACAACAAGCAUGACGGGGCCCUGCGCAACACAGAGUACUUUAAGCAGUUCAAGGACAACACCAACAUCAUCCUCAUGGGUGAUUCCCUGGGAGACCUAAACAUGGCCGACGGCGUGCCCAACCGGGAGAACAUACUGAAGAUCGGAUUCCUCAAUGACAAGGUGGACGAGCUGCUGGACAAGUACCUGAACUCCUACGACAUUGUGCUGGUGAAGGACGAGACGCUGGAGGUGCCCAACGCCAUCCUGCAGAAGAUUCUAUAAUCACAACCCCACUGCUCCUCAUCCCACCACACUAGACACUGCCCAGACCAACCCCGGUCGCUAUGGCAGUGGUCCAAGACUGCGAUUUUGCUGCAGCCCCACUAAGCCCCAGCUACAUCCCAACGACGACCACUAGGUGGCCUCUCCCAUUCUCAGAUCGGUCUGAGGUUGUCACCAACUGCAGCAGCACAGACUGAAUGGCCAAUGGCUCGUCCUCCUGAAAAGACUUCUUUCCUUGACUCCUCAGUGAACUCUUUUAAGAACCCCCACCCACGAGCGUCUGUCUUUGUGUGUCUGCUUAAGUUUGUAACACUCGUCACCUAUGUUCUGUUUGACCUGUAUUAUAAAAGAAAACACUUACGAAAAAAUACAUGAACUCUUAUUAUUUGCACAUUGAUACUUGUAUCAUUCAUGUGAUUAUUUUUGAUAUUGUAAUGCUCAUAUCAAUGCAGGUUUGCAUAUCAUAAACUGAAUCAUGGCAUAUGGUGCUCUCCUAUUGGUCAGUCUCCCCAGCAUGCAUUGUAGAAUGUCUUCCUAUCGGCUAAUAUCCUUCCACUUAUAUCCUCGUAGGCAUUUCACUCAAGAUGUGUACAUAAACAUAUAUAUCUACAUGGCUCUGUUGUCAUAGGAACCAAACAAUAUGAGGGUACGAUCAGAUGACACUUUGGAAUGUUUCUCCUAUUCAGGACACCUGGAGUUUUUUUUUCAACGACGCAAAUAAGUAUGUUAAAAUAUUAUACAGGCAUUUAAUUUAAAACCGCAAGGACAGAGUAUGGCUGCCAGAAAAUAUUUUAACAUAAAAUAGUAAUAUAGUUUUCCAAUAUUGGCAACAGAAAAAACACUAGGAUGUCUGCCUGGUCGCCGGGCGAAGAUCCAUCUGUAUCCUCUCAGUCUAUCUGUUCAGGCAUCUGGUUACAGUACACUUCAUACCAGUGAUCUCAGGUUUAUUUAAGAAGGCAAAGUGGGAAAUACCCUGAUUGUUAACUUGGCAGAGAGAGGGGAACUACACACCACGGCUCUCCUCAGUAGUCGACAACACCUCUAAUUUUAAUGUCAUCGCAAUAACACAAGUACCAUCUUAUGAAAAUACCAAAACACUUGUCUAGCAGUGUCUUCCCAAUAUUCAAAAAAUCACUGGGGAGACAGCUUAAUGUCAGCAAGAUGGGUGUCAAUGUUCAGCUGUUGAUGUUAAGGGUGGAGGCAUCUUGUGAAGCGCUUUAAAGUAUUGUUGACAGCAGCCUGGCUUCAACACCACAAGCAGAUAUCUCAACACAGAGAUAAGCCUCUUCUAUGCCAAUUUUCCUCAAAGUCCCAUUUGAAUACAACACAAGUGCAGAGGAUGCCUCUGCCCUCGAGCAGCCUUUGUGUAGAAGGAGAUUGGGACCGGCAGUGGUGUUAACUGCAGCUCAUCCAUAGCCUACUCAAAGUCAUAUUUGGUGUUUAUUUUUUCACACACGAUAAUUAAAUAUGAAAAAGUUCAGAUUCUAAUUAAACGCUACCUCUAAGAAAAAUAUGUGUGAUUUAUAUUUAUGGGAUACUGUCAGAGCCUAGAUUCGCUCUACAUCCGUUAUAACUUACUUAUGUUGGUUUUUCUCUAUAUAGGUGUGAUUCAAACGUGUUGCGAUCACCUGCAUGUUGCCUUUUCUUAUAGCUGAGUUAAAGAAUUUGGAAAACAGUACUCUGAAUAAAAUGUGGGAUGAUGUC
Messenger RNA from Gadus morhua (Atlantic cod), 2787 nucleotides. RefSeq names its product 5'-nucleotidase, cytosolic IIIA (gene nt5c3a). Gene Ontology annotation, cellular component: cytoplasm. Gene Ontology annotation, molecular function: magnesium ion binding; 5'-nucleotidase activity. The transcript has 9 exons. The record is from RefSeq and is a predicted model, not a curated record. The coding region runs from base 85 to 1083 and encodes 332 amino acids. Lineage: Eukaryota; Metazoa; Chordata; Actinopteri; Gadiformes; Gadidae.